Molecule: messenger RNA, 952 nt
Organism: Hansenula anomala
Lineage: Eukaryota; Fungi; Ascomycota; Saccharomycetes; Phaffomycetales; Wickerhamomycetaceae
Gene: MBF1
Product: multiprotein-bridging factor 1
Exons: 1
Coding region: 42-494 (150 amino acids)
Cellular component (GO): nucleus
Molecular function (GO): DNA binding
Source: RefSeq, a predicted model, not a curated record
AUUCAUCAAAUCAAUUGGAAGUAAAAGUAAAACAAAUAAUAAUGUCAGACUGGGAUAACGUUACAAUCAUCGGUUCAAAAGCCCGUGUUGGUGGUGGUGGUCCAAGAACCAACGUUGCUAGAACUCAAGGUCAAAUCAACGCUGCUAGAAGAACUGGUCAAGUGUUGUCAGUUGACAAGAAAUAUUCAACCGGUAACCAAAAAGGUGAUGUUGAAGGUCAAAGAUUAACCAAAGUCGACAGAGAAACUGAUGUCGUUGCUCCAAAGAAGAUUGAUGCUACAGUUGGUAAAACUAUUUCAAAACAUCGUACUGAAAAGAAACUUUCUCAAAAGGAUUUAGCCACAAAGAUCAAUGAAAAACCAAAUGUUAUCAAUGAUUAUGAAGCUGGUAGAGCCGUUCCAAACCAACAAGUGUUGGGUAAACUAGAAAGAGCUUUAGGUGUCAAAUUAAGAGGUAAGAACAUUGGUGAUCCAUUAUUCGGUCCAAAGAAAUAAGAAGCAUAAUGGUUUGUUUUGUUUGUUUUGUUUAAUUUGUCACUUGUGGAGCAUUCUGUUUUCCUUUUUUUAUAUAUCUUUAUGAAUUAAUGACUUGAUAAAUACUUGGUGUGUGGCUCUGUCCUAAAGGCUACAUUCCUGUACACUUUACACUCAAACGGAGCCUUUCUACUUGAAAAGAUGAAUUUAAUGAAACCAAACUUAUUUACAAAACUAUAUCUUAAAUUUAAUGUCAUUGAUGAACAAACUAAUAAUGUAGAAUUGCUCAUUAUCAUCAUUGAGCACCACCAUACUUAAAAGGCUUUCUGGUCACAUCCAAACACCACGACCAAUGUUUUGAUUUGAAAAAAAAAAUCAUGGAUCUCAAUUUUGUAACAGCAAAACAAGUUUUCAAUAACAAGCCUAAACCCUCAAAGAACCCCUUCAUCUACUAUCAAAAUGGCCUCAUUAGAUUUCAC